This is a messenger RNA of Hyaloscypha bicolor E, 855 nucleotides long. RefSeq lists its product as uncharacterized. The record is from RefSeq and is a predicted model, not a curated record. The transcript has a single exon. NCBI's taxonomy places the organism in Eukaryota, Fungi, Ascomycota, Leotiomycetes, Helotiales, Hyaloscyphaceae. Bases 166 to 618 code for a protein of 150 amino acids.
ACACACUCCGCGGACGACCCGACUUGGAACAUACCCGAGAUCGCAGUUCGACUUGCUUACCAGCACCCGUACUAGCACGAUUUCCACAGCUUCCACAACUAUCAAACCAACCCGGGCCCGGGAAAAUGUGGGGUCGAUGGGAACUUCCACCUCGACGAUCCCCAUAUGUUGGGCAGCACAGGCUUGAGCACAGGAAACCACUCUUCGGCCGCUUGUGCACCCAGUUGCAUUGACAGCUUCAACAACCACUGCGUCAGCUUCGCCUCUCACAAUACCGAUGCUGGAAUCAUAUGUAGAUUUUUCGACGUCGGGUUUGGAGCGGUGCUAUUCGUCAUGACCGACGAUGAGCCUCCCUACCCCUUGGACCCUUGGACAACUGGACGUUUUACGAAAGCUGGUAUUUUCCGGGUCACUCUACGACAAAAAAUAUUGACAAGUGGAACGCCAGUCGUGACCAUGUGGGCUGGGAAUGACCUUGCGGGAGGGAAUGGGACAGCGACUCAGAGGACAACGUCCUGUGCGACUCAGUUUGUUGGUGCUUCGAAUCAGGGAGAUGUUCGAUUGAUGGGUUUGGGGGGUUUUGUUGUCCUUUUGGCGUUGGUUUUAGGUCUUCUUUAAAUGCCGUGUUUGAGAUUGUCUUGGGCAUUGAGCUUCAACCUGUAGUUUUACGGUGAAGACCGAGUAGUGUUUGCUUUGCCGUACCGAUUUCAAAACACGUUCCUUCAUUUACCAUUUCUAUGUGCACAAUGUCGAAGAUCCAGCACUAUCGGCAUGGACUAGGAUGCUCCUUCGAGCCGCUCAUCUUUGAGAAGUAGUCAUGAGACAAUUCCUCACAAGAAACAUCUUCCACCUUCG